CCAAGGUCCAGGAAGAGAUUGACCAUGUGAUUGGUAGACAUAGGAGCCCCUGCAUGCAAGACAGAAAUUACAUGCCUUACACUGAUGCUGUGUUGCAUGAGAUCCAGAGAUACAUUGACCUUAUUCCCAGCAGCCUUCCCCAUGCAGUGACCUGUGACAUGAAAUUCAGAGGUUAUCUCAUUCCCAAGGGUACCAGUGUCAUAGCAUCACUGACUUCUGUGCUAUACGAUGAUAAGGAAUUCCCCAACCCAGAGAGGUUUGAUCCUAAUCACUUUCUGGAUGAGAGUGGCAAGUUUAAGAAAAGUGACUAUUUCUUCCCUUUCUCAACAGGAAAACGAAUUUGUGUGGGAGAGGGUCUGGCUCGAACAGAAAUAUUUUUAUUCCUGACCACCAUUUUACAAAACUUUAAGUUGAAGUCUCUAGUUGAUUUAAAAGACCUUCAUACUACCCCAGUUGCCAAUGGAUUUAUUUCUGUGCCACCCAAAUUCCAGAUGUGCUUCAUUCCCAUCUAAAUGGAUUUCCCUUCUAAAGCCCUUUCCUUGAGGAUAUAGUUGAUG
Molecule: messenger RNA, 557 nt
Organism: Arvicanthis niloticus (Nile rat)
Lineage: Eukaryota; Metazoa; Chordata; Mammalia; Rodentia; Muridae
Product: cytochrome P450 2C42-like
Biological process (GO): xenobiotic metabolic process
Cellular component (GO): intracellular membrane-bounded organelle; cytoplasm
Molecular function (GO): oxidoreductase activity, acting on paired donors, with incorporation or reduction of molecular oxygen, reduced flavin or flavoprotein as one donor, and incorporation of one atom of oxygen; heme binding; iron ion binding
Source: RefSeq, a predicted model, not a curated record